AACCACAGUAGAUGGGGAAUUUCAUCAAGUUCUGACUGCUCGUUCUGCUUACACCCUGAAUCACUUCUGCACGUUGUUGCCAGUUGUCAACAUUACUUGGAACGAUUUACUUGGAGACACGAUUGCAUACUAAAGUUUCUUGCAAAAACCUUUCAAAGUUUAAACGAAUGCAAAUUACUUGUUGAUCUUCCUGGAUUUGAAAACCCCUCGAUUAUUACGGGUGAUGAAUAUCGUCCUGAUUUACUUGUCUCCACUUCAGACAAACACCUCUACGUUGUUGAACUUACCGUAGGCUUUGAAUCAAACCUCACAAACAAUGUUAACCGCGAGAAAGCUAAAUAUAAGAACCUAAUUAGAGAACUAGAUCAAAACUUUACAUGUGUUAAAUUUAUAAAUCUUUCAGUCAGUUCGCUAGGGGUGUUUGACAAAGAAUGCCAUACAUUUGUAAAAAUGCUAAAUGAGUUAGGACUGGAUAAUCAACACCAACAAUAUUGCAUCAGAAAAAUGAUAACUAUUGCCAUCCGAUCAACGUACUACAUAUUUUGCUGUAGAAAUAAAGAAUGGACAAAUCCCGCACUAAUGAACAUUUAA
Molecule: messenger RNA, 591 nt
Organism: Paramuricea clavata
Lineage: Eukaryota; Metazoa; Cnidaria; Anthozoa; Malacalcyonacea; Plexauridae
Source: the annotation of a GenBank genome assembly